Necator americanus (New World hookworm) is the source of this 402-nucleotide messenger RNA. RefSeq lists its product as uncharacterized. Lineage: Eukaryota; Metazoa; Nematoda; Chromadorea; Rhabditida; Ancylostomatidae. Gene Ontology annotation, biological process: mitotic DNA integrity checkpoint signaling; DNA integration; replication fork processing. Gene Ontology annotation, cellular component: site of double-strand break; condensed chromosome; nucleus. Bases 1 to 402 code for a protein of 133 amino acids. Gene Ontology annotation, molecular function: double-stranded DNA binding; histone H3K4 methyltransferase activity; single-stranded DNA binding. The record is from RefSeq and is a predicted model, not a curated record. The transcript has a single exon.
AUGGACAAGGAUGAAGCUCCCAAGCACUUCCCAAAGCCGAAAAUACAGCCGAAAAAGAUAAUAAGGACUGCGUGGCGUUGGGCUACAGGUGUAAUUCAGUACAGCUUUAUGAAACCUAGCGAGACCAUCACUACUGAGAAGUACUGCAAAGAACUGGACGAAAUCCACCGCAAACCCGAGCUUCUUCGCCCCACGUUAGUGAAGAGAAAGGAAACGAUUUUCGUGCACAAGACCCUGAAACACAUUACAAAGGUGACGCUGCUGAUGUUGAACGAGCUAGGCGACGAGGCUCCUCCUCACCCACCAUAUUCACUGGACCUUUCGCCAACCGACUAUCACUUUUUCAAACAUUUGGACAACUGCAUGAGAGGUAAGAUUUUCCAAACCAACAUGAUGAACUGA